Colletes gigas is the source of this 354-nucleotide messenger RNA. Its product is annotated as peritrophin-1-like. Gene Ontology annotation, cellular component: extracellular region. The record is from RefSeq and is a predicted model, not a curated record. Gene Ontology annotation, molecular function: chitin binding. The transcript is spliced from 2 exons. The coding region runs from base 37 to 306 and encodes 89 amino acids. NCBI's taxonomy places the organism in Eukaryota, Metazoa, Arthropoda, Insecta, Hymenoptera, Colletidae.
GUUAGAACAGUCAACUAUUUACAUUACCAAGGCAAAAUGAAAGCCAUAUUCGCAGUCCUUGCUAUCGUUGCGAUCAGCUUGUAUACCGCAGACGCAGUAGAAGAGGUUACUUGUCCAGAAAAUGACACAGGUGAUUAUGUAUUAAUUUCGCAUCCAUGCAGUUGCACGACCUAUUUCGUUUGCCUGGGAUACGAACCAAUCCCCAUGGAGUGUCCACGAGGUCUUUGGUUCAGUCAGGAAGGACAGAAGUGCGAUUGGAAGAACAAAGUUAAAUGUACUAUACAACCUGGAUGUAGUAGUUCUUAAAGUCUGUAUUUAAAGUAACACAGUUGCAUAUCUAUACAAUGAAAACCG